Aureobasidium melanogenum CBS 110374 is the source of this 2151-nucleotide messenger RNA. Its product is annotated as WSC-domain-containing protein. The record is from RefSeq and is a predicted model, not a curated record. The transcript has 3 exons. NCBI's taxonomy places the organism in Eukaryota, Fungi, Ascomycota, Dothideomycetes, Dothideales, Saccotheciaceae. Bases 1 to 2151 code for a protein of 716 amino acids.
AUGCAGCUCAGAAACGCUGUUGCCACGCUGGCUAUUGCCAGUAUUGGUGGUGUCGAUGCAUUCUUCCGUAUCAACUGCGCUAAGGUUCAAGUCGGACGUAUUGAUCCUAUUGUCAACCCAGGUGCUUUAGCAGCACAUUGCCACACUAUCGUGGGUGGUUCAAAUAUUGGUGUCAAUGCCACUUUCGACAGCUUGUUCAAUUCACAAUGUACUUCUUGCGAGAUUUCGGCAGAUCACUCUGCUUACUGGACGCCAAACUUGUACUACCAGCACACGAACGGCUCUUUCGAGGAGGUCCCUCAUGGUGGAAGUGUUGUCUACUACCUGGGUCGUGGCCAGGCUGCCAGCAACAUCAUUUCAUUCCCCAAAGGAUUUCAGAUGCUGUCUGGUAAUAAGGCCUUGAGAGCUGCCAAUCAAUCCGGCAUGACUUGGGGAAAUGAAACUUACCCCAACAGGCCAAAAUCUGAUGCUAUCAGUUUUGCCUGCCUUGCCGAGGUACUUGGUCCAGAGACGCCUGGUUUGCCUGCUGAUCCUCGCACUUGUAUCAAUGGUCUCCGCGCGCAAGUCCACUUUCAGACUUGCUGGAAUGGUAAAGACUUGUACAAACCCGAUAACAGCCAUGUUGCCCACCUGUCACAGAUCGACAAUGGAGUUUGUCCUCCAGACUAUCCUUACAUGUUCCCUCAUCUGUUCCUUGAGACAAAUUACGCAGUCGCUCAAGUUUCCAAUUUGGAUGACGGUGGUCGCUUCGUCUUUUCUCAAGGCGAUGCCACUGGUUAUGGCUUCCACGGUGAUUUCCAGAAUGCCUGGAAUGAUACUGCGCUCAAGAGUGCCAUUAAUAACUGUCUCGUAGAUGGCCAAGACGAUUCUGGUACACUUGAUGACUGCGACGUGCUCCAUCCUUUCUGGAACCCAAACUUCUCCAAUAAUUGCCCUAUGCAGCCUCCUCAGAUCGGCGAGCGUACCGAGGGCAUGAUUGACAAGCUUCCUGGUUGUGUUCGCGUCACCACCGGUCCUGGAGCUGCCACAGCUGCUGACAUGGAGUGUGCGGCUGGUGUUCCUCAGGCCAGCAUUACCAGUACUGUUGACUCUACUCCCCAGCCUACAUACACGCCUUCUGCUGGUACCCUUUUCGGUAACAAGUUCAACAAGAUUGUGGGUUGUGGUAACGAUUCGUAUGUCAACAAUGGCUUCAGGAGUCUGAAUGCAGCAUACACAACCUUCCCAGGCCUCACUGUCGAAUACUGUCAAACCUAUUGCACCAAGCGUGGGUACCGCUACUCCGGAGUGGAGAAUGGAAACCAGUGUUACUGCGAUCUUGCCAUCAACCCCUCCACCAUCAUCACGGACCAGACAAACUUUUUGGCCGGCUGCAACAUUGUGUGUCCUGGCAACCGCACCGAGCUCUGCGGUGGAGCUUUCUACAUGUCCAUCUACAACAAUACCGAUCCAUCCUUCAAGCCCACAACCAACAUGGCCAAUUCGGUCAUCCAGCUUACCUACCCUGUGGCUCCCUUCAAUUCAACAUAUGUUGGUUGCGCGACUGAAGCCAAUGGCGCACGCACUUUGAACGGUACCUCCCUAGUCGACGCCAACAUGACCCUUUCCAAAUGUGCCAGCCUUGCCGCGAGUAACAACGCCGCCUUCUAUGGCCUGGAGAACAACGACGAGUGCUACACUGGUAAUGGACUAGCCUCUGGCGGCAAGAUCAUCGAUACUACCACCAACUACACACAAUCUUCAUGCUAUGGACGCUGCGCAGGAAACUUUUCGCAGAUCUGUGGUGGCCGUGGAGUGUUGAGUGUAUACAGCAAUCCUUUGUACAAGCCCGUGCAGGUUGUGCCUAGCGUAGGCAAAUACCAGAGCAAAGGAUGCUUAAAGGAACCCACCAGUGGAACUCGUGCUCUUACUGGAGCCAGUACCACUGAUCCUCUGAUGACAGUUGAGAAGUGUGUCAAGUUUUGCUUGGGCAAGCGUUUCAAGUAUGCUGGUAUCGAGUAUGGCCAACAGUGUUACUGCGGCUCGGGAAUCACUCAAGGCGCUGUUGCGACAAAGUGCGAUACUUCUUCUCUCAUGACUUGUCCUGGUAACCAGUUCGAGUUCUGUGGUGCUGGUAAUCUGCUCAAUCUCUACUACACAUCUGUCAUAUAA